AUCCCGCCGGGCCGGAGGAAAUGGGCUGGACCGGGCGGCCCCGGCCCCGGUGCUGGUCCCGGCGGGUCCGCAGCACCCUCCCGCAGCCGUGCCGGGAGCCGGGCCGUGCCAUGGGCACCCUCCAGGACACCGACGCCCUGCUGAGCCUGGGGGCCGUGAUCGACGUCUCCUGCCUGCGGGACGCCCUCCGCCAUGCCCUCGUCUCCCUGCUGCCCAGGGUGGAGCACGUCUACAUCUACCUGCUGGACGGGGAAACCCGGCUGAUCUGCGACGACCCCCCCCACGAGCUGCCGCCCGAGGGGAAGCUCAGGUGAGCCCGGCCGCGCCCCCCCCCCCCCCAUAUCGGUGCACACGCGUGUGGCUCGGUGGGUGCGCGUGCACACGCAUGUGCCCAGAGGGUGCGAGGUUUCCCACGGCUGCUGCCUGCCCCCAGCCCCCGAGCCCCUCUGUCCCCCAGCACUGUGCUGUGCCCCCAAAACGCAGCCGUUCCCACCGUGCCCCCUCCCGGCCGUGGAGCCCAGGCCCGGGUGACGGGGCAGGGACCCCCGACCUGGUCACGGGGCAGCAGGGACCCCCGACAGACAGCAGCAGCGCUGCCCUGCGGCUGGGAGCGGGGGGAGAG
Molecule: messenger RNA, 622 nt
Organism: Grus americana (Whooping crane)
Lineage: Eukaryota; Metazoa; Chordata; Aves; Gruiformes; Gruidae
Product: cGMP-dependent 3',5'-cyclic phosphodiesterase-like
Exons: 3
Coding region: 21-314 (97 amino acids)
Source: RefSeq, a predicted model, not a curated record